Messenger RNA from Cercopithifilaria johnstoni, 299 nucleotides. Lineage: Eukaryota; Metazoa; Nematoda; Chromadorea; Rhabditida; Onchocercidae. The record is from the annotation of a GenBank genome assembly.
GUUUACUGCUCGCCUACAGUGGUUAUGAUAGUAUUGGAGGGAAUGAUGCAAAUGCAACAGUAUCUGCUGCUUUGAUUUCCAAUAUUUGGGAAACUUUCGAGAGACAAGGAGUUCGAGAAAAUUUGACGGAGAUGCUAGUGGAAUGCGAAAAUGGGGUGAUUGCCGUCACACGCAUAGCCAAUAUGCUUCUGGCAAUAAAAGCAGGGGGUGAAAUGCCACUUGGUCUGCUUCGAGCGAAACUUCGUGCACUUGCCGACUAUCUUUAUACACCAUUAACUAUUGUUUCUUCCAAAGAUUAG